Molecule: messenger RNA, 2122 nt
Organism: Quercus robur (English oak)
Lineage: Eukaryota; Viridiplantae; Streptophyta; Magnoliopsida; Fagales; Fagaceae
Product: bifunctional riboflavin biosynthesis protein RIBA 1, chloroplastic-like
Exons: 7
Coding region: 231-1871 (546 amino acids)
Biological process (GO): riboflavin biosynthetic process
Cellular component (GO): chloroplast
Molecular function (GO): GTP cyclohydrolase II activity; 3,4-dihydroxy-2-butanone-4-phosphate synthase activity
Source: RefSeq, a predicted model, not a curated record
GAUUAUUCUAAUCCUAUCAACUAUCAAGCAACCCCUCCCUCCCUCGUAAUAUACGCAGAGAGCUUGAUAGUGUCCCAAAUCUCUCUCUCCCUAUCUACCAUUUCUUUAUUCAUUUCUUUCUUUCGCGGGCUUUGUCCAUCCCGUUUUGCCAAAAACGUUAUCUUUAACACAGACACAAACACUAACACAUUCAAAAGGCUCAGACCUCAGAAGCUCCCAACUCUCCCGGAAUGGCUUCGAUCAACCUCCACCAUUUCUCUCCGCUGCUUCCUUCCCGUUUACAAGGGCAGAGUGGUGUGUAUUGUAGUGCAAAACCGUUUAUUGCAAAUGGGUACCCUUUUGAUUUUGAUUUGGCAAAUGUUACAAAAAGAUUGAGCUUGAGUUUCAAGGGUGAUAGUAGAGUGAUUAGAGCUUCAGUAAUACCUGGAGGGCAUGACAGUUUUGUGAAUAAAGAGUUGGGUGGGAUUGAAACACAGAGUGAUGAAAUUGGUUUUGGAACACUAUCAGCAGAGAUCAAACCAGCAACUAGUGGUUUCUUUCACAAUGAUGAGUAUGAUCUGGACCGUCCCACAGAUGGGUUUGCCUCUAUUUUGGACGCUAUUGAGGAUAUUAGGAAAGGCAAGAUGGUAAUUGUUGUGGACGAUGAAGAUAGAGAAAACGAAGGAGAUCUUAUAAUGGCAGCAUCAAAAGUGACACCGGAGGCUAUGGCGUUUAUUGUCAAGCAUGGAACUGGCAUUGUUUGUGUGAGCAUGAAAGGGGAGGACUUGGAGAGGUUGCAACUUCCAUUGAUGGUGACGCAGAAGGAGAAUGAAGAAAAGCUUUCUACAGCAUUUACUGUGUCAGUGGAUGCAAAAUACGGUACAACAACUGGUGUCUCAGCUCGCGAUAGGGCAGCCACAAUAUUGGCUCUUGCAUCAAGACAUUCUAAACCUGAAGAUUUCAAUCGCCCAGGCCAUAUUUUCCCUCUGAAGUACAGGGAGGGAGGGGUCUUGAAAAGAGCUGGACACACAGAAGCUUCUGUUGAUCUUUCUAUUUUGGCUGGGUUUGAUCCUGUUGCUGUGUUAUGUGAGAUUGUGGAUGAUGAUGGUUCAAUGGCUAGAUUACCAAAGCUUCGCCAGUUUGCAGAGGCAGAAAACUUGAAAAUUAUUUCCAUUGCUGAUUUAAUCAGGUAUAGGAGGAAAAGAGAUAAGUUGGUGGAGCAGGCUGCUGUUGCACCAAUACCCACAAUGUGGGGGCCAUUCAAAGCCUACUGUUAUAGGUCAUUGCUGGAUGGGAUGGAGCACAUUGCGAUGGUUAAAGGCGAGAUUGGGGAUGGGCAAGAUAUUCUUGUGAGAGUACAUUCCGAGUGUCUCACUGGAGACAUAUUUGGAUCAGCCAGAUGUGACUGUGGAAACCAGUUAGCACUAGCAAUGAAGCAAAUUGAGGCAACAGGUAGGGGUGUAUUGGUGUAUCUCCGUGGACAUGAAGGUAGAGGAAUUGGUCUUGGCCACAAGCUUCGUGCUUACAACCUUCAGGAUGAUGGGCGUGAUACAGUUGAAGCAAAUGAGGAGUUGGGGUUGCCCGUUGAUUCUCGGGAAUAUGGCCUUGGUGCACAGAUACUUCGCGAUAUAGGUGUCCGGACAAUGAGGCUAAUGACAAACAAUCCUGCCAAGUACAUUGGUCUUAAAGGUUAUGGUUUAGCAAUUGCAGGCAGGGUCCCAUUGUUGACACCAAUAACUAUGGAGAACAAGAGGUAUUUGGAGACCAAACGUGAGAAAAUGGGGCAUAUCUAUGGUUUGGAAAACAAUGGUCAUAUAAAUGGGAAUGGCAUUAUUGGAGAAAAUGGCAAUUUGAGCGAUGACAGACCACUGGGUGCUUCAUCUGAGACAUAGGAAGGUCCAGUCUAUUGGUGUGUGAUUUAAGUUGACAACUCUAGCUUAUCUAUUGAUUCUAUUCUAGUGGUAGAGAACAUGUCACACUCAUGACUUGUAGUGCUAGAUACAAAGUUCCAAUUACCAUGAUAAGAAAUGCGUUCCUGCUUAAAAUUUUCAUUAGGUGCGUAUCUUCUAAUCUUUUCUUGUAUAAGUGUGGUUAAAAGAUACAGACUUUUUCUUUUCUUAUACACAUUUUUUUUAUUUGCUUA